Molecule: messenger RNA, 1743 nt
Organism: Penicillium chermesinum
Lineage: Eukaryota; Fungi; Ascomycota; Eurotiomycetes; Eurotiales; Aspergillaceae
Gene: nde1
Product: nuclear distribution protein NudE
Exons: 2
Coding region: 1-1743 (580 amino acids)
Biological process (GO): microtubule nucleation; cell migration; centrosome localization
Cellular component (GO): kinetochore; kinesin complex; centrosome
Molecular function (GO): microtubule binding
Source: RefSeq, a predicted model, not a curated record
AUGCCAGUCGCGGAGGAGGGAUCGCCUUCUGAAACGAAGAAGCAUUCUGGCAGCUCAUACAAAGAUGAACUGGCUCACUACAAGGCUCAGUAUGAACAGCUAGAGGCUGAACUUGCCGACUUCCAGGUAUCCAGUCGGGAGCUGGAAGCCGAGCUGGAGCGGGACAUCGAAGCUUCUGAGAAGCGGGAGCGCCAGCUGAAAGAAAAAGUUGACACACUGCGGUAUGAAGUGGACGAAUGGAAGAACAAAUACAAGCAGUCUAAAACCGACGCCAAUGCUGCACAAAACUCCCUCCAGAAAGAAAUCACUGCCCUGCGUGACAGCAAUCGUACAUUGCAGAUGAAGCUUCGAGACAUUGAAGUUGCCAAUGAUGACUACGAGCGGCAAGCCCGGAACACCACAUCGUCCCUGGAGGACAUGGAAUCCAAAUAUAACGUAGCCAUCGAACGUGGGGUGCUGCUCGAGGAAGAAGUCCGAAAUGGGGAACAAGAGCGAGAAGGCCUGAGAAUUGACAACCAGCGCCUGCGUUCUGAGCUAUCAGAUCUGAAGGUCGAGGCUGAGAUUAUCCAGGAGAAGCUGCGCAACACCGAAGCUGGCGGCUACCGUCGUCGCAAGCCAACUCCCUUGUACCGCAGCCCUUCGACUCCUCAGACCUUGGAAAUUUUUGAUCGAUCACCGAACACCGCUACUUCCUCUCCUGUUUUUGCUACACCACCUGCCAAGCUGUCUCAAACCUCCCUGACGUCCUCUACUGCGACACCUCCUUCACCUCCUAUAUCGGAGUCGUCGGCUAGCCUACGCAGGUCCAUCAAUGCCACUCCCACAUUCCCUCGGACUAGAGCCGCUGGUAACGAACCUGUCAACUCGCGCAGCCUCAUCAACGCAAGAACGCAGCCCCGUCCCAAUCAUUCCCGGACGCCGUCCUUGGCCUACAGUAAUGGGGGCCGCUCCACUCCUUCCGUCAAUUCUCGCAACAGCAUGACGCGGAUGAACUCUGCUCGUCCAUCGGGAAUGCCCAAGUCGGGGUCCUUGUACCAGAUCCGAGGUCUGAUUGGCAAGAUGCAAAAGCUCGAGGAACGAGUCCAGUCUGCAAAGUCCCGACUUCCCGCGCCUUCGGACACCUCGUCUAUUGGAUCCCCUCGCUCCAUGUCUCGAUCAGGCUCUGUCAUUGGGGAUAGCCCUGUUACCUCAAAUAUCACUGUUCGACGAAGCUCUCGCAAACGCCUGAGCGGUAGUAGCUACGGCUCGUCGGUUCGGGAUAGCGAAGGAACGCCGUCAUAUCUCCCGCAGAGCCGCCAAUCCUUCGGGGCACGCACAGGCGACAGCCGCCCGAGCAGCCGAACCAGCUUCUCCAGCCGUAGCUCGUUCAGCCAAAGUGUCCACUCGGGUGUCCCCGUUCGCCCCGAAAGUCGGUCCAGCCGUCCUGGCGCCAAAACCCCUCUCGGUCAUUACUCGACUAACCCGACAACAGAGAGCCGUCGGCCUCGGUCCUCUAUGAGUAACAAUAACCCUGGCGGCAUGUCGUAUAUCGAGGAAGACGACGAUGUGCCAGUUCCUACAUCUCGACUUCCUCAGGAGCUGCGACGACCGUCAGUGUCAGCUACUUCCGUGGGAUUGAAGAAACGAGCCGCCAGCGGCAUCCCCACCCCCCGAAGCUUCAAAAGUAGCAUCGGGUCGGGCAUCCCCCCACCACCUCUCGAACGCAAGCCGGCUGCGGACCUGGGGGGAAACAUACUAGGCUAG